Paramisgurnus dabryanus is the source of this 3343-nucleotide messenger RNA. The record is from RefSeq and is a predicted model, not a curated record. NCBI's taxonomy places the organism in Eukaryota, Metazoa, Chordata, Actinopteri, Cypriniformes, Cobitidae.
UUCCCUCAUAUAUGAAUGUGCAUAAAUGCAUAAGAGUUAAACCUUUGCUUGCACCUGUAGCUGUGUAAAGUUUAGCCGGUAAUCAUAUUGCAUGCUAAAUAUUUACAGGUGCAAUGAAUGGACAGGUUUAUCUGAUGUUUGGUCCAGUUUUCUUAACCCUCCUGGUGAUGACUGUGCCGGUUGUUCAGAGCGGGAAUGUUCUUGUCUAUCCUGUGGACGGCAGUCAUUGGGUCAAUAUGAAAAUCUUGAUUGAGGCUCUUCACUCCAAAGGUCACAAUAUUACAGUCAUCCGGAUGUCAGACAGUUGGUACAUCAAAGAAUCUUCACCUCUCUACACAUCCAUCACUGUGAAUGCUGCUGGAGGAUUUGAUGAAGAAUUCCUACAGGGGUUUAUAUCAAAUAUGCUAAACAUUUUGAGGGACGGCUCCACUUGGGCUCGCCUGAAACUGGAGAUAGAGUCGUGGCAAGGUUUUCUAAAGAUGAAUAAAGCAGAAUCUGAACUAAUAGUUAACAUGCUUGAAGACCAGCAGCUAAUACAGUCCCUAAAAGAGAGCAAAUAUGAUUUGAUGCUUACAGAUCCAGCCAUGUUUGGAGGUGUAAUACUGGGUCAUUAUCUUAAACUGCCCAUUGUCUACAAUGUCCGUUGGGCGGUGUACAGUGAGGGUCACUUUGCAAUAGCCCCUUCACCACUUUCUUAUGUACCUUCACCAAUGACUGAGUUAUCAGACCGCAUGAGUUUCUUUGAAAGAGUGAAAAAUAUUUUGAUGUACAUUAUCACUGAAACACAGAUCGUUCUUAUGAUCGCUCCAAAUUUUAACGAAAUAAGUGAACGCUUUAUUGGCCCAGGAACAUCCUACUUUACUUUAAUUCAAGGUGCUGAUCUGUGGCUCCACAGGGUUGAUUUUAUUUUUGAAUUUCCAAGGCCCACUAUGCCAAACAUCGUCUACAUGGGAGGCUUUCAGUGCAAGCCAUCAAAGCCUCUUCCGCAAGAUCUUGAGGACUUUGUGCAGAGCUCUGGUGAUCAUGGUGUCAUCGUCAUGUCUCUGGGAACUCUCAUUGCUCAACUUCCUGAUGAUGUGGCAGAGGCCAUUGCUGAAGCUUUUGCUGAACUUCCACAGAAGAUCAUCUGGAGGUACAAAGGAAGAAAACCAUCUGCAAUGGGAAACAACACCUUGAUAAUGGACUGGAUACCUCAGAAUGAUCUUCUGGGUCAUCCUAAAACAAGAAUCUUUGUGGCUCAUGGUGGAACCAAUGGUAUCCAAGAAGCCAUCUACCAUGGGGUACCAAUCAUUGGAUUUGGACUCAUCUUUGAUCAGCCUAAUAAUCUUUCAAAGAUGAGAGUGAAGGGUGUAGCCAAGACCGUAGACUUUGCCACAGUGGAUAAAGACUCCUUCUUAGAAACUGUCAAGGAGGUUCUUUAUAAUCCCAGUUAUCGGGAGAACAUGCAGAGACUCUCGAGACUUCACAGAGACGUUCCAGUGAAGCCUCUGGACAGCGCCAUCUUCUGGAUUGAGUUUGUCAUGAGGCACAAAGGUGCAGCUCAUUUACGCACAGAGUCGUACAAAAUGCCCUGGUACUCGUAUCACUCUGUUGACGUCAUGUUGUUCCUGCUGUCUGCUGUGUCACUCAUAUUGCUGACCACAUAUGUGCUUAUCAGAUAUUUAUGCUGCAGAAUAUGUAGGAGAAAAAACAAACUGGAAUGAUUUUUUAUUUAGUAAAAUUUUUUGUUUGUUUUACAGUACUACAUACAGGUGCUGGUCAUAUAAUUAGAAUAUCAUUAAAAAGUUGAUUUAUUUAAUAUAUUAUAUUAAUUCAUUACGUGCAUACUAGGGGUGGAACGGUACACAGAAGUCCCGGUUCAGUUAAAUUUCGGUACAAUGGAGGGAAAAGCAAAACAAAAAUGAAGAAGGCAAAUUUUUUUAUUACUUAAGAUAAUCUUAAAAACAUAUGUGUCCUUAUCUGUGUUAUUUUGAGAUGUCAUGAAUAUGAACUGAAAGGCAUUUAACAUACUAUCUCGUAUAACAAAAAUUUAUAAACUUGUACUAAUCUUUCAUACAAAGAUGGGUUUUAAAUGUAUUACAAGUUACCUAAAUAAAUUUUUAAAUGAAAUUUUAGCACAUUUAUUUCAUAUUAAUGUACUAAAGAACAAAACAAAUGUAGGCUUGUAGGAUGCAUUAAUAGGUGUGUACGACUUCAUGAGGCGCUGCAAGAAACGACAAGUGGAUGAAAUCAGAGUAACGCGAGAGCGAUAUGAAAUCAGCCUCCUCCGCAAGAUUUCUCGCGGUACUCUGACGCUGAUGGCGCUGCGUAAAGUUGAGCACACUUAAAAAACUGAAAUCAGCUGAACUCGACAGAACUGCCCUGCGUAUGCCUGUGCUUCGUCUAUUAAUUGUAUAUAAGCAGGACAAUUUAUCACCUACUUCUCAGCGUGAGAAAUACAAGGUGUGGCGUGUGAGCGUGUGAACUGACUGAAAUGCGUGUGUCUCAUGGUGAAUGCGUGAGAUGUACUUCCACUCACAUACCCAACAACUGCUGAAAACGCCGACACACAGUCCUCGUCUUUUCCACCACUCUCUCGCCUGUACUACUGUAACUGACUAUAAAAGUGAAGUUUUCUCAAACUUGCGAUCUUAAAGAGGCCGGCGGAUCCUCACCACCAUUUCCCAUACUCGCUGUCGCUGCUAUCUCACUCACUCACUAGACCGUCAACCUGACAAAAAAAAUGCAGAGUGCCAGAGAAUGUAGACGGGCUAUGAUAGAGCGCAUACAUAGCCACGCUACGCCUGUCAUUUACACUAUGGCAGCGUUUUCGACCCUCAUAAACGGAGUAGUUCGUAAACGCUGAAGACCCUGUUUUAGUUUGAGAACUCCGGGGUUACACUGCAGUGUAAAGGAACGUAGACUGAGUUUUAUAUAAACGAACAGCUGAUGUUAACGUGACAGCGCAUCAUUUUCAAAGUAAAAAUUAUUUUUAUUCAGGUAAAUGGAGGUUUGCAACGGAGGUUUUGCCAAAAAUAGUAAACAUCUACCAACCAGCUAUUAUAAACGUUUUGUUUUAACAUGUAUCCUUAGAUAAUGUCUGUUUAUAAAGUUGUUUAUGUUUUGUUUAAAUUUAGUUAGCUUAUUACGAAAGAUAGACUGUAAUUUUAAACGCCAUAUAGGGCGUUGUAAAGGCCAAUAUGAAGGGAGAAUUGUAAUGGGUCAGACAUUAUUUUCGAGUUUAAUUUAAGUUUUGUUUGCUACUUUAAAAUUAAUUUCAUUUUAUAUAAUUUGUCUCUUAAUUUUAAUCAAUGUUUUGUUGAUAAGUUUUGUGAAUAUGAAUUAAUAAAAACAAUAAAAUCAA